Rotaria sordida is the source of this 620-nucleotide messenger RNA. NCBI's taxonomy places the organism in Eukaryota, Metazoa, Rotifera, Eurotatoria, Philodinida, Philodinidae. The record is from the annotation of a GenBank genome assembly.
AUGGCUGGCUUUGAAGAUAGUGAUGUGAAAAUUCGAUCUCCCAAUUCAACUAUAUCAUCUUCUGUUCAAUAUUUCCAUCUAGAAUAUGUCACAAUCAAUUUAUACAGUCUCCUAGCUGUUGCACCUAUGCUUCACACUCUUGAAGCCAGAUUCGUCAUUCCCGAUCUAGAAUUAGGUAGAAGUCAACCUCGUCUAUUAUAUUUACAACGAUUACGGAUUGAAUUGGAGAGUAUUACUUGGAUACAAAUGACAAUUUUACUUUCGUUAUUUCCACGACUUACCUAUUUCACAAUUAUUGCUAACCGUGUGAAUAAUGAUAUGGCUGAUGGUUAUGCUUGGGCACGAUUAUUACAACACAUCGAACAUUUUGAAUUUGAAUUGGAAUUCAAUUCUAAUGUCUUCGAACAACAGCCAUUCAAUCUCGAUUCAUUUCGCACGAAAUUUUGGCUCGAAGAGAAAAAAUGGUUUGUUACAUAUGAUCGAAGCUUUAGCUUUGAUGAAUGUUUAAUGCACUAUGUGAGUUCAUCUUCUUUUAUGACCUCUUCAACACCGGAGAGGAUUCGAACGAUAGUAUCUGAAUCAACUGCAUCCGAACAAAAAUCAUAUUCUAAUCUUCAUUC